Molecule: messenger RNA, 1533 nt
Organism: Fulvia fulva
Lineage: Eukaryota; Fungi; Ascomycota; Dothideomycetes; Mycosphaerellales; Mycosphaerellaceae
Product: Branchpoint-bridging protein
Exons: 4
Coding region: 1-1533 (510 amino acids)
Biological process (GO): regulation of mRNA splicing, via spliceosome
Cellular component (GO): nucleus
Molecular function (GO): mRNA binding; zinc ion binding
Source: RefSeq, a predicted model, not a curated record
AUGUCGUGGAGACAGAACCUCGGCCAGACCGGCGCUAACACCAUCCCGCUGGGCAAACGACGAUUCGGCGACGAAGAAGAUGCUCCUGGAAUGGACGCGCCAGAACCCGUACCCGUAAAGCGUGGCCGCAGUCCUGAGCGCAAGGCACCAGAACUCAACCCGGACGGCACCAAAAAGAGGCGCAAGCGCAACCGCUGGGGUGACGCGGCCGACAACAAGGCGGCUGGCCUGAUGAACCUGCCGACCGCCAUCACUGCGCCCAUGACGGCGGAGCAACUCGAUGCUUAUGUGACCCAUUUGCGUAUCGAGGAGAUCAGCCAGAAGCUGCGCAUCAACGAUGUUGUGCCAGCAGACGGUGAUCGUUCUCCCUCCCCGGCACCGCAGUAUGACAACUUCGGUCGUCGUGUCAACACGCGCGAGUACCGCUACCGCAAGAAGCUGGAAGAUGAGCGUCAUAAGCUUAUCGAGAAGGCGAUGAAAAUCAUCCCCAGCUACCAUCCGCCGUCCGACUACCGCCGUCCCACAAAGACCCAGGAGAAGGUCUACGUGCCGGUCAAUGACUACCCGGAGAUUAACUUCAUCGGUCUCCUCAUCGGCCCUCGCGGUAACACUCUCAAGACCAUGGAGAAGAACUCUGGCGCCAAGAUCGCCAUCCGAGGCAAAGGCUCUGUGAAGGAGGGCAAAGGAAAGUCUGACGCUGCUCACGCCAGUAACCAGGAUGAAGAUCUUCACUGUUUGAUCAUGGCAGAUACAGAAGAGAAGGUCAACAAAGCCAAGGAGCUCAUCCACAAUGUCAUUGAGACGGCUGCCUCCAUUCCUGAAGGCCAGAACGAGCUGAAGCGCAACCAGCUUCGUGAACUUGCCGCCUUGAACGGUACCCUUCGUGACGAUGAGAAUCAAGCCUGCCAGAACUGUGGUGAGAUUGGUCACAGGAAGUAUGACUGCCCACAGCAGCGCAACUUUACCGCCAACAUCAUCUGCCGUGUCUGUGGUAAUGCUGGUCACAUGGCUCGCGACUGUCCAGACCGCCGUCCGGGUGCAGACUGGCGUGGGCCACCACGUCGCGGGCCAGAGAAUGCACUGGACAACGACUACGAGAAGCUGAUGAAUGAGAUCGGUGCUGGUGAGACAUCGAACCCGAACCGCCAGAUUGGCUGGGAGGAAGGCGUGGCACCCGACGCAAAUGGUGGCGCACGUCCUGCCGCUCCUUGGCAAAAGGGGCCUACAGGGGCGCCAGCACCAUGGCAACAACAACGCCCCACUGGCGGUGCUGCACCUUGGCAGAAUCGUGAGCAAGGCAACGGCGGAGGCUACAACGCUGGUCCGCCUGCAGGAGGUCCUCCACCAUGGGCUAGAGGCGGAGGCGGUGGUGCCCCAGGAGGAGCAGCGCCAUGGCAACAGCAGCACCCGGCAGCACAGGGCUAUGGCUACGGUGCUCCAGGCUAUGGCAACGAUGCGCCUCCACCACCUCCACCAGCUGACGUUCCUCCUCCACCACCCAGCGACAUUCCUCCACCUCCCCCUCCCGCAUGA